CAGACCAUCUGCAGCAAGGCCAAGCCGCGGGAUUCGUCGUCGAGAGAGAGAGGGGGGGGACAGGUUCGACGUCGAUGAAGCCGACGCUGUCGCCGCUUAGGAAUGCUGUUGUCGAAUCCAAGUCGCUUUGGCCGUAUGCCGACACCGAUGAAGAAAACAAACGUCGUGCCACUCCCUCAAGUUGAGAAAGGAGGUGACGUCGACCUCGACCUCCUCUCUCCUUUUUGCCGCUCGGACGCCCGCUGCCGCGUCGACUGUGCACUGCACGCGCGCGCGCGCAAGGAAGAGUGGCAAUGUUCGGCCUGUCGUUUGCCUGUUUACUGGGCGGAAGCGUACCUCGCUCUCCACGCUGCGUCUGUUCUCGCAGUCGAGGGGGGGUUUGAGAGGGUGCGAUUGAAUACGUCGCAGUUCCCUGGCCCCAGCGGCGGUCGAUGUAGAAGAAGCUCGGAGCGAGCGCGUGCGUGUCAAGCAAGCCCUUUUUUAUUUAAUUUUUUGUUUUCUCCCCCCUUCUCAUUCCCCCUCUUCCCCUCGUCUCUGCUUGCGGCCUUCUCGCUUGGAUCUUUUCACUUUUCUUUGCACUUGCAGGACCGUUGGACGCCGCGAGAACACGAAGCUCGCUGCGGAUACACUCCUUGGGAAAUGGCAGCGUCGAGAGGGCGUUGAGGGUUGUAUCACGGGAGUCGAAGCCGACAGCGAAGGCGGCCGUUUGUAAGGCUCGGAGCAGGUAGGCUGAGCUUGUACCUGCUGUGCACCCUAGUGUUAGCUAGUGCAGUGUCGCGUAGCGCUGCCACUGUACCCUUUGCUCUCGCCGCGAUGCUACCCAGCUGGCGCGUAUUUUCCAGCCUUACUUUUCGUUUUUUCUUUUCCUUUUCCUUAUUUCUGAUGGUUUUUGGUUUUUUGGGAUUCUUUCCCUUUAGCAAUUUUACGAUUUGCCGGGCUCGAGGCUGACUGUUUGCUUGCUGGUGUCCCUUUUG
Messenger RNA from Acaromyces ingoldii, 974 nucleotides. RefSeq lists its product as hypothetical. The coding region runs from base 103 to 663 and encodes 186 amino acids. The transcript has a single exon. Lineage: Eukaryota; Fungi; Basidiomycota; Exobasidiomycetes; Exobasidiales; Cryptobasidiaceae. The record is from RefSeq and is a predicted model, not a curated record.